Funneliformis mosseae is the source of this 291-nucleotide messenger RNA. The record is from the annotation of a GenBank genome assembly. Lineage: Eukaryota; Fungi; Glomeromycota; Glomeromycetes; Glomerales; Glomeraceae.
AUGGCUAAUGAUUAUAUCAUGUAUAGCUACAUUGCACUUGCAUUGAGCAAACCUGCUUUACAAGAUCAAGAACCAAUAUUAUCAGAUAGUUUAUUUACUAAUAAUGGUAUCAAGUGGAGAGAGCCAAAUAAAGGAAAUGAAGAAAUUAAUAAUUCUGUAUUUAAUACUAUAUUAGAAGAUUAUCUAAUUGGUAGUCUGCAAUUAUGCAUUGCACUUGAUAAAUUUGCAGAUCGUUAUGUUGCUGCAAAAUCUAAAUCUAUCCUGAGAUACUUUAUGAUCUUUAAUACCUAA